CCUCCUCCCUGUGGCUGCAGACAGUGAAGAGACGCACACACGAGCUGCGAACAUUUGCAAACUUUAACAUGGACGUUAACGUGAGGAGCAAGUUGACGUCAGGACACGAGCGCUGUUGUGCUUUUAUUUAACUUGUUUAAGUGAGAGGGAGGAUGAUGAUGAGCGUGAAGAAGACUCUUCAUCUCAUCACAGGACUCUUCAUCGUCUUCCAGUUCCAGUUCAGCUUCAAUAAGAUCAAAUCUGCCACUGGGGUCUACCGCACAGACACGCAGGGGCUCCUUGCUCCAGAGGGACGGCUGCAUGUGAACAUCGGGAGUCACAGGGAGAGGAAGUGGGCGUCCAGGCCCAGGUCAGGGGCCCCUGGCUGGGCUGCAGACAAGAGGGGCCACUACAGAGACCAGCACCAAACAGAGGAGUCAGAUCUCGACCUGAUGAUGGAGGAGAGACACGAGAACUCUACUCAGAUUGUGGACACUGAUCACGCCUACUACACGUCUAAAAUCUACGGCCCUGGAGACGCGGCAGGUAAAGAGCUGUGGGUGAACAUCGAUGAGAUGGAGGAGGACGAGUGGAAGGUGCAUGGUUCCCUGUCCAACACCCACAGACAGACUGAGAGGGUGAAUCUUUCCUUCGACUUCCCUUUCUACGGACAUAUACUGAGAGAAGUCACCAUGACAACUGGAGGCUUCAUUUACACAGGCGAUAUAAUCCACCGGAUGCUCACAGCCACUCAGUACAUCGCUCCUCUGAUGGCCAACUUUGACCCAAGUCUUUCCAAAAACUCAUCUGUCUUUUACUUUGAUAACGGAACUGCACUGGUGGUUCAGUGGAACCGGAUUCACCUCCAUGACAUCCGCCUCGGAACGUUCACCUUCCAGGCCGUUCUGCACAGCGACGGGCGGAUUGUCUUUGCAUACAAAGAGAUUCCUUUUGACAUCAGCGACAUCAGCACCGAGAAUCAUCCUGUAAAAGUGGGAUUAUCAGAUGCUUUUGUGGUUCUUCAUGAAAUAGAGCAGAUUCCCAAUGUUCGGCGGAGAACCAUCUACGAGUAUCACAAAGUCGAUAUCCUCAAGUCAAAAAUCUGCAACUCUACAUCAGUGGAGAUGGUGCCGCUCCCGACGUGUCUCCAGUUCUCCAGCUGUGGUCCAUGUGUCACUUCUCAGAUUGGCUUUAACUGCAGCUGGUGCAGUCGGCUGCAAAGAUGCUCCAGUGGCUUUGAUCGGAACCGGCAGGACUGGGUCGACCUCGGCUGCCCGGAGGAGAGGCGGGAUCCCCGGUGUCUCCGGAUAACAGACGUCACAAACGCCACAUCUCACCACCUGACGCACACGACCACCCCGGUUACAGCGACCGCGGUGGAGCAGAGGACGUUCGGCAUGACCUCCGACCCCCUCAGCGGGACGUCCUCCAUCACCAGCCCCUCAACGCGCCGUAGCAUCACCAGCAGAAGAAUAACGUCCACACCACAGCCUCCUACCAGCAAACCUGCAGAGGAUGACACAAAGAUCUCGUUACACAUCAAUGAAGCACCAGCGGACGAGAAGGACACCGGAGAGAGUGACGAGCGGCUGCAGACCGGCCUCCUGGUGGGCAUCAUCGUGAUGAUGGUCGUCAUGGCAACAGCCGUCCUCCUGUCGCUGUACAUGUACAGCCACCCCACUUCCAGUGCCAGCCUCUUCUUCAUGGAGCGACGGCCAACCCGCUGGCCGAUCAUGAAGUUCAGACGAGGAUCUGGUCACCCGUCUUACGCUGAGGUGGAGGCGCCCGGUCAGGACAAAGAGGGCUCGAUGGUCAUCGACCCCAAACAGUCGUUUGUGAUGUCAGACAGAAGAGAGAGCGAACAGAAGGAAGGAUUCAUAGUUCCUGAUCAGAGGGAGCGUUUCCUGGUCUCAGAGAGCUCCUGACCAACACUACACAUCCCAGAAGGCUUUGGGGACAGAGCUGGUUCUCUAUGUAAGUUAGUAUUUUGUGCUCCAAUGCUGAAAUAUUUCUCUAUUUAGCUACUGCUCAAACUUUAACGACAGAAUUUGAGCCCAGAGAGGAAAAUUUUACUUCAGAUGAUUUUAUGUGACAGUUUGGCUUCGUGUUUACUUGCUGAGCCACAGAAUUUUUUUAUUUCAAACUGGAUAAAAACUUGUUUUUACUUUACUCAGGUCACGCACUCAUGUUUACUGCUAUGUUUGUUUCUCGUUCCCACACCUACUUCACACGCAGGAAUGUCGUAUUUGGGUGUCAAGUCCUCAUCUUUACACCACCUUCACCCGGGGAGCCACUUUUCACAUUUGUUUUAUUUUCUGUUCUUAAAAAUAAAGGCAGAAAACAACAGGUACUAACUGUUUUGCUGUACAAAUACGUACACUACAAGAUGGAAUAUACAGUUUACAUCAUCCAUAAUAUUAAUGUUAGACAGUCCUUCAACAUCUUUCUAACGUGCUGUAGUUGUUCUCCUGUACUGUGAACUGUAUAUUCAUGAUAUACAGUACAACUGCUGAUACGGUGUCUUUUUUAUCACUACACAUCAUUUGUAAAACUUUAAUUAUCAGACAGUUAAAUGUCCAACUCAUUGCAUUGAAAUGACAUCGAUAAAAAAUAUUGUUUUUAAACAGAAUUACAGAAUAUCCACUUUUAUCUAAAAAGUCAAAACUCAAAUGUUUGCGAUUUUUUUUGUUCUGGGUUCAGCUGCACUGUCUGUCUCACACAGUUGGAUCAAUUUCAAAACUGUUUCAAACUCAAAUCAGAAAAUAAAGUCAUUUUAUCGACUGUACAUUUCUGAAAACGACACCAGAAUCAAUGAUUUCCUGCACAUCGACUAACAACCUACAUAGAGCACUAGUGUCCCAGAUUAAUUGAGGUAUGUUUAAGAUAAAAUUAAGGCAAAACAAAAUCCGACAGGAUCAUUUA
Paralichthys olivaceus (Japanese flounder) is the source of this 2901-nucleotide messenger RNA. RefSeq names its product plexin domain containing 2a (gene plxdc2a). NCBI's taxonomy places the organism in Eukaryota, Metazoa, Chordata, Actinopteri, Pleuronectiformes, Paralichthyidae. The record is from RefSeq and is a predicted model, not a curated record.